AUGCAGUUGAGCAACAUUCUCUCAACUCUGAUGGCCGUAGGCCUUGCGGUUGCGCACCCAGGCCAUGAUGUCACCCAGGAGAUUACUGAACGUCGUGACUUUCUCGCCAGCAACAAGAACGACCUCAGCCAUUGCGCUGAUAAGCUCAAGGCUCGUGGCCUGGAGACUCGCAACAUUCAACGACGAUCUGACCUCGUCAAAGGGUUGCUGAAGAAGCGGGGCAUCCAGGCACCUCCGAGUCUGAACAAGUCACACGAGUCGACGCAGGCCUACACAGCAGCAACAGACAUGUCGGUCAUCUUUGCCAGCAACAAGUCUUGCAUCUUGAGCCCGGAGCAGAUAGAUGGACCUUAUUAUGUGGCAGGUGAGGCCAUCCGCCAAGACGUGGUCGAGGACCAGAAGGGAGUACCUCUCGCGCUCGACAUUCAGAUUGUCGACAUGGACACUUGCGAGCCAGUCACUGGCGCAUAUCUAGACAUUUGGCACUGCAACUCCACCGGAGUCUAUGGAGGUGUCGCUGUUUUUGGCAACGGAGUCGGUAGCUCGGACAAAUCGAACCUCAACAACACCUGGCUGCGCGGUGCCCAGAAGACCGACAAAGACGGCGCCGUGCAAUUCUCGACUCUCUUCCCGGGCUUCUAUCAAGGCCGCGCAACCCAUAUCCACGUGGCAGUGCACCUCAAUGCCACACCGCUAGCAAACGGCACCCUCAUUGACACGACCGCCGCGCACGUGGGCCAGAUGUACUUUGACCAAGACCUGAUCGCAGAGGUCAACAAGCUCGCCCCCUACACCGGCAACAAGCAACGCUUCACCACGAAUGCGCAGGACCUGGUUCUCAACGGUGUGCACGGCGACUCGGAUCCGAUCAUGGAGUACACACGCCUAGGCGAAGGUUUGGAGGAUGGACUGUUGGCCUGGCUUAGCAUUGGGAUCAACAGGACCUACGUGCAUGAAAUCAGACCUGCUGCGACGCAUUUUGAGACAGGCGGCGAGCCGAACCAAAAUGGUGGCAUGUUUCCGGGAGGUCCAUUUCCGUCUGGCUUUCCUACCGGAGGCCUUCCGCCUGGCAUGUCUUGGUUCCCUCCGAUGCCGACUUCCUCAUCGACAUCAACACCAUAA
Thyridium curvatum is the source of this 1122-nucleotide messenger RNA. RefSeq lists its product as uncharacterized. The transcript has 4 exons. NCBI's taxonomy places the organism in Eukaryota, Fungi, Ascomycota, Sordariomycetes, Thyridiales, Thyridiaceae. Gene Ontology annotation, molecular function: ferric iron binding; oxidoreductase activity, acting on single donors with incorporation of molecular oxygen, incorporation of two atoms of oxygen. The coding region runs from base 1 to 1122 and encodes 373 amino acids. The record is from RefSeq and is a predicted model, not a curated record.